Molecule: messenger RNA, 351 nt
Organism: Emiliania huxleyi CCMP1516
Lineage: Eukaryota; Haptophyta; Isochrysidales; Noelaerhabdaceae
Exons: 3
Coding region: 1-351 (116 amino acids)
Source: RefSeq, a predicted model, not a curated record
AUGUCGGAUGGCACCGCUGGCGUGCUGCUCGUCUCCUCGCUCGCCGUCCUCUUCUUCUUUCCACUGCUGCGGCCGGCGGCGGCACGAGUCCUCAAGUGGGGCGCGAUUUCCUUAGCGGUGCUCUUCGUCACCUGCCUUCUCAGCAUGUGCUUCGCCGAGGCGGGCGCCGAUCCGAACGCCCCGCCCUCGGACACGCCUUUGGACGCUGCUGUCGAGAAGGGGCACGAGGGGACGGCCGCCGUGCUGAUGGAGGCGGGGGGCGUGCACUCGACUCCCGUCUCGCGCGGCCUGAGCAUGCUGCACACGCUCAUGGCGGGCUUGCUGCUCGGCUCGCUCAUUCCGUGGAUGUAG